Molecule: messenger RNA, 1690 nt
Organism: Ricinus communis (castor bean)
Lineage: Eukaryota; Viridiplantae; Streptophyta; Magnoliopsida; Malpighiales; Euphorbiaceae
Exons: 7
Coding region: 230-1588 (452 amino acids)
Molecular function (GO): protein binding
Source: RefSeq, a predicted model, not a curated record
GCUUUUAUUUUCUUGAUCUUGUUUUGGAUUAAAUUAAAGUAAUUAUUCAUCGAGGCAAGUCAUAAUACUUCUCUAAGCAUAAGCAAUUGCAGGUGCAAAAGGAGUUGCCAAGUAACUACCCUUAUCUCUUUAACUGUAAUUUAAAAUAGCAGAGCAGAAACCAUAACAGUCCUCUCACUUGACAAAAGCUGAAAAAACUUGGCUUAGCUACAGCAACCAUUAAUUUAUUAUGUCUUCGCUUCACCUUCAACCUUCAUUUUUUCCUUUCAUCCAGAAACCCACUACCACUAGUCUUUUACCCUCUAAAACCUCUUUCUUCAAAGUCUCAUUCUCUCUUAAUCCGUCCAACGCUGAAUCUUCUCAAAACCCACCAGAAUCCACUCCUGAACCUGACCCGGAUCCUGUGAAGCUCGCUUUUGAGAAAGCUAAAGCAUAUAAGAAAACAAUUGAAGAGACCAAGAAAGCGAAACUUGAGCAAAACCCAGUUGAGGGUUCUGCUGGGAAUAAUGGGAAAGAUAAGGAAGUCCCGGUUUCGGUUAAGGUUGCCAUGGAGAAAGCCAGGGAAUACAAGAAGAAUCAAGUGGUUGGCACAAAGGGUGCUACAGAAAGUGAAAUGAGUUCAGGAUUAAAGGCAAGGAGUGAGGGAAAUUUACAAAGGGGAUCAAUAGAGAAAACUGCCACUAAAAAGGACAAAUUAUCAAUUUCAAGCAUUGAUUUCAUGGGACUCAACUUUGCGGAUAAGAAAACUGGAAGGGGGUUGCCAGCUGGAUUGGCCCCAGUCAUAGACCCUUUUCCAGAAGGGAACUUGCCUGAAGUGGAGAUAAUUGUUGGAGACACAGACAACUUUGAUGACCCAACAACAUCAAUGCCUAAGCCUAGCCAAGAUGAAAGUUCAGAUGUUUAUAAGCCCAAGGUUUCUACUUGGGGUGUGUUUCCUAGACCUGGAAACAUUUCCAAGACGUUUGGUGGUGGAAGAACCAUUCGCCCUGGAGAUGUGCUUGAAACAGCAGAAGAACGGGCUGCCAAAGAUGAUCGCACAAAACAAUUACUUGCAGCCUAUAGGAAGAAAAUGGGCUUAAGUAUUGAUCCAAAGAUAAAAUUCGAGUGUGAGAAGGCCUUGAAGGAUGGUGACUCCUUGAUGGAUUCUGGAAAACUUAAAGAAGCAGUACCCUAUUACCAGAAGGUUAUUGAUAAGUUGCCAUUUCAGAGUGAACUUCAUGGAUUAGCUGCUUUGCAAUGGUCUAUCUGUCAAGAUUCACUUAGCAGGCAAAAUGAAGCUCAGGCCAUGUAUGAGAAACUGCAGUCUCACCCAAAUGCUAAAGUGAGCAAGAAAGCGAGACAAUUUAUGUUCAGUUUUCAGGCUAUGGAAAUGCUGAAGGUUACAGGGUCAAGUUUCUUACCAGAAAGCACAGGAUAUCAGAACUAUUUUGAGGCGUUCGUUGAAGACAAAACCAAAUAUUCUCCAGGAGAGGGUGAAAGCGAAGAAGAAGGUGGUGGUCUUAGUCAAGCUCUCCCAUAUGUGUUAUUUCUUGUUUCUCCAGUUUUUAUUGUAUUAUUGAUGGCUGUACAGGGAGGAAGUAUUCAUUAAUUACAAACUUAUGACUUGUAAUGUAACCAUAUCUCCUUGUGGUUAUGGGGAUGAUACUCAUAUUCAUAUGUAUAUAUAUAUAUAUAUAAUAUUAUUCAUUCA